CUCAUUCCUCUUCCUUUCUUUCCCUUUAGAGGUGAAGGUGCAACAGUUUUCGGUCGUCCCGAAACCGGGUUCAUCCGACACCCUCACCACAAAUCCAGCUGAUCUGAGCUCCACAGCGGCACCAUGCCUCCCAAAUUCGACCCCAACGAGAUUAAGAUUGUGUACAUGAGGUGCACAGGAGGAGAAGUCGGAGCCACCUCAGCCCUGGCCCCUAAAAUCGGUCCUCUGGGUCUGUCUCCCAAGAAAGUUGGUGACGACAUUGCCAAAGCGACCGGUGACUGGAAAGGCCUGAGGAUCACUGUCAAACUGACCAUCCAGAACAGACAGGCAGCUAUUGAGGUUGUGCCCUCUGCUUCAGCCCUGAUUAUCAAGGCCCUGAAGGAGCCUCCCCGUGACAGGAAGAAGGUCAAGAACAUUAAGCACAGUGGAAGUGUGAGCUUUGACGAGAUCGUGAGCAUCGCUCGUGUCAUGAGGCCUCGCUCCAUCGCCAGAGAGCUGUCUGGAACCGUGAAGGAGAUUCUGGGCACGGCUCAGUCUGUCGGCUGCACCAUUGACGGGCGCCCUCCGCACGAUGUCAUCGAUGACAUCAACAGUGGCAAAGUGGAGUGUCCCGCUGAGUAAAUGGACAAUAAAUGACUUUGUAUAAAA
Messenger RNA from Periophthalmus magnuspinnatus, 648 nucleotides. It is a transcript of the gene rpl12, whose product is annotated as ribosomal protein L12. Bases 124 to 621 code for a protein of 165 amino acids. Gene Ontology annotation, biological process: translation. The transcript is spliced from 6 exons. The record is from RefSeq and is a predicted model, not a curated record. Gene Ontology annotation, molecular function: large ribosomal subunit rRNA binding; structural constituent of ribosome. Lineage: Eukaryota; Metazoa; Chordata; Actinopteri; Gobiiformes; Gobiidae. Gene Ontology annotation, cellular component: cytosolic large ribosomal subunit; ribosome.